Messenger RNA from Harpia harpyja (harpy eagle), 4039 nucleotides. RefSeq names its product putative DBH-like monooxygenase protein 2. The record is from RefSeq and is a predicted model, not a curated record. Gene Ontology annotation, molecular function: copper ion binding; dopamine beta-monooxygenase activity. Gene Ontology annotation, biological process: dopamine catabolic process; norepinephrine biosynthetic process; octopamine biosynthetic process. Gene Ontology annotation, cellular component: secretory granule membrane. Lineage: Eukaryota; Metazoa; Chordata; Aves; Accipitriformes; Accipitridae.
UUUCUGCAGAGGAGCCUUCAGGUUCAUUUCAAAAGAGUACUGGGCAUAGCGUUUAUCAUUCUUCUUCAUCUCCUGAGUUUGUCGUACAUCAUUGUAAUCCCCAAAGAGAAAACUCAGUGAAACAUCACCGCUUUCCUCUUCUCUCUCUGUGUCUCUGUCUGCUGCCUGAGGCAGAUCCUCAGAGGUGCCGUUACAACCUGUGGUUCUGACUCUCCUCUUUCUUUUCACACUUGGCUCCUGUACGAGCACUUAGUUUUUUAAGGAAGCAGUUUUUGUCUUCUUUCCUCUACUCAGGUCAUCUAUAAUUUUAUAAUCUUCUUUGGCACGUUGCUCACUGCCAAUCUGUGGUAUCUUCCUGUUCCUGGGUAUCUCUCCCACGCCCCUCAGCAGUGGCAUGCAACCACCACAUCCUGCUCCAUCAAAGAAACCAUGCAAUUCUGAUCUUUGUCACACAGCUAAACCAUCUCUCCUUGUAAUCCUGGAAUAGUCAUGUCUUCCAGCAGUGUCUCAAUUGCAUCCCCUAAUCUCACACUCCCGUCCAUGUGAGAAAGGGAUUUUCUGCUUAAAAAAAUGGAGAACUAGCAACGGUGAAAUUUUCUCACACCAGCAGCUCUGUGAAGCACCCUAAUGCAGCCGUGCAGAUUCCCUUACCUUUUUCCCUCCCCACAUCACCAUUAUCUCUGUCUUUGGUUCUCCCCACAUAGGGGCUGAAGUCCCUCAGUUUUCAUAGCCCUGUGCUGUCCUAGCCUUGAAAUACUUACUUUGCAUUACCCUAUCCCUCAGCCCUGCCUAAUUCCCCCAAAACAGUGUCAAGGGCCUCUCUGGAGCAGAGAAAAAUUUAACAUGUUGGCACUGUAUUACAUAAUUCACAAAAGAAACCACAAACAUACUCGCUGCCUACAGCAGGACUGUCAGCAACAUAACCUGGGAUUUAAGCAAUCUGUAUGCAGUUUGAUCUGUUUAAGCUCUGUCCCUGAAGAUCAGAUUAGAUAUCUCUCCUUCUCUGUUCCUGUUCUGUGAGCACUUGUCUCAGCAGAUUAAUACAAAUGAGCUUUUCUAGGCUUUCCUAGCAAGUAAAUAGGAAUAAACUACCACGUCCUUCAAAAUCCACAGACCCGGGCUAUGUUUUGUAGUGGAUUAUGCAACUGGGCAAAUUGGAGAUAAAUUGCACAAGGCAAUUCUGGCAGAACCGGUUGGAAACCAGCUGAGGCUCUUUGUUUUUCAUGUCAUUACGCUGAAAGGUCUUAGGCAGGGCAACAGAUGAUGCCCUUUUCUCCUUCCACUCGCUCCCACCAAGGUGUAGCGCAUGAAGCAAAGGCAGUUUUCUUAUUCUACUAUUCCACUACAGUCCAGGUUGCUACCACAGGAGCCCUUUUUAUGUGCCACAGCAGCUUCCUCUGAUAAGCCAUGGCACUAAGACUCACCAGCCCAUUUCCAACAAACUUGCCAACAGUCACCACACCAGACAAUAGGGUGGCCUAGUCAGGGUUCAUUUCAGCAUUUGCAAGAGAAAGGCAAGUUAGUCAGUAGAGCCCCUUUUCCUUGGUGAGAAGAGCCAGCAUUCACCCAUCCUGAGGAGUACUGGGUAGGAGGUAAACACUUUGUUGCUUUUUUUGGUUGUGUAGUACAAAACAACUAUUAAAAAUGUUUUAAGAUGUAUAUGGGAUGGGCUAGUACCCAGUACGUUUCACUGAGGCAGGGUGCCAGGGCAUAUUAUGUAAAGUGUUGAACUUUACAUGUUAAAUUCGAUAUAGAACAGUCAGUUUCCACUCCUCCUUUCUGGCAAUAGGCCCAGUCUCGUGCACUUCCAUAUAAACUGGGCCCCUCAUAGCAGACUAGCUGCCCAAGGUAUCAGCAAGACUCAGAAACUGCAGUGGUCCUGUUGAUGAUGGCAGUUCUCUUCUCAGGAAUCAAGGGUAUGCUCUUCUUCUUGUUCCUCCCAUGCUUUUGUUCUUGUCAGCCUGCACCUCCACUGCUGCGUUUCUCCAUCUUCCUGGAUCCUUCAAACAUGGUCUACCUCUGCUGGGACCAUGACGAACAGGAGCUGAUGACGUUAGAGUUGCAGGUCCGUACAACUGGCUGGGUGGCAUUUGGAUUCAGCCCUCACGGAGAGUUGCCUGGAUCUGACAUUGUGAUAGGAUGUGUCUUCCCAAAUGGCAGCAUCUACUUCUCCGAUUGUCACGUGGUAGAUGAGGCAACCCUUGAGGAAGAUGGGAGCCAGGACUACCAACUGCUGUCAGUGACAGAGAAUGAGACCUCCACCACCGUGCUGUUCAAACGCCACCGAAGGACGUGUGACCCCAAUGACCGGGAUAUCACAAUGGACACAGCACGCCUCGUUACUGCAUUUGGCACUGAUGACACAGUCCAAUUCUUUGAAGGCCAAAGAUUUUCCAAAUCUCUUUUCUUGAUCAGGUACAGAGGCCCAUCUGACUUAACUGACCCCAAAAUAUUCUUCACGUAUGACCUGAGGCUGGACAAUUUUGCUGUUCCAGUAGAAGAAACCAUGUAUGCCUGUACCUUUAUCCCACUGCCCGUGGUCAAGCAGAAACACCAUAUCUACAAGUUCGAACCUGUAAUAACACCCCACAACAUAACCUUGGUUCAUUAUAUUCUUGUUUAUGCCUGUGGCAACGCCAGCGUGUUACCCAGUGGCAUAGAUGAUUGCUAUGGAGCCAAUCCAGAUUUUGCCCUGUGCUCUCAGGUGCUUGCGGGCUGGGCUGUUGGAGGGGAGUCUUAUCAAUUUCCAGAUGAAGCUGUGGUUUCCAUAGGGACACCUUGGGACCCUCAGUACGUCUGACUAGAAAUCCAUUACAGCAAUUUUGACUUGUUACCAGGUGAGCUUGAUCAACAGCUCAGAAUCUACUAUACUCCGGAGCUACGGAAGUAUGAUGUGGGGGUUCUGCAAACAGGCAUCUUCACUUUCCCAGUGCAUUUCAUUCCUCCCGGGGCAGAAUCCUACAGAUCUUAUGGCCUUUGCAAUUCCAGCCAGUUUGAUGAAAUGAAUGGGAUGUUGGUUCCAGAUUUGCAUGUAUUUGCCUACUUGCUUCACACCCACCUGUCUGGCAGAGGAGUGAAAGCUGCUCAAUACCGGAAUGGUGAGCAGCUGAGGAUCAUCUGUGAGGACAAUAAGUACGACUUCAGACUGCAGGAGAUUUGGGACGUGAAAGAAAUCCUCAUAAUCAAACCAGGGGAUGAGAUCCUGGUCAAAUGCGAUUUUCAGAUGCUGGAUCGAUCAGGGAUUAGUUUUCGUGGGCCAAGCACCAUGGAUGAGAUGUGUCUGACAUUCCUCUUCUACUACCCUUGUAACAACAUCUCCAGUUGUAUGGGCUUCCCUGACAUACUGUACGUUGCACGUGCACUCAAACAGGAGGCUUCAGAUGCAGUGGAAGGAAUGAUGGCCACGGAUUUUGUUGACUGGGACAAUGAUACUGUCAAAAUUGCAGAGAAGGCAGCCAAGGAAGCAGAUCAAGUAGUCAUGAUUAAAACCAUUGAUGAACUCCAGAGAAAUGAGAGUGGUCUAAUCAGAGACAUUAGUAUUCCAGAGUGGCCUGCCUGUCACAAUAUUUCUGGACACCUCUCACUGUCAUGUUUGGGGGCCACUGCAAACCUCCGUUUGACCGCAGUAUGCACUUCUGAGUCACCAACCACCAAAGAAACUGCUAUACUUCCUCUUCUUUCUCUCACACAGCUGGUGUUUUCUUGGCUGAUCUUGGCCUCCGAGUAUGGGAAGUGAGGGGCAGAAUACCAAAACGGAUCACUGGCCCGUUGAAGAAGUCUCUGUAAUUACCACCUGGUAGUGCGGUAUUCCAGAUCUGAUGGCCCUGAACAUGAGAGGAUACUUACAUAAUAGAAAAUUGUCUCUCUUUGGAAGAAAUAGGUUCAACGGGCAUUGGCAUUUACUUUAUUUUCAUUAAAAAUACUUUCUAGUACAGUUUGUUCUAAAUCCGAAAAGCAAUGUACUAUAAUGCAGUAAAGAUAGGAAUACAGUCAUCUUUUCAGUAGCUGCUGCUUAAUUAUUAAAUCCAGAGCUUUCAUA